AUGGAACCCGAACCGACGUCGCCAAAGACCUUCACCGGUAAGGGAAGCUUGCUGCUUUUCCUCAAGACCUCCGAAGGGCUUCUUGCACAGCAGCGCUGCGUCAAUUGGCUUGGCCAAAAAUUCCCAACCGUGCCUGGACAUCCCCGAAGGUCUUUUCUGUACCCCCCUAAGAUGACACUUGAACGCUUUCCAUCAGGAGAUAUCCUAUCCCCAUCCGAUAUCUCCCAACUUGGUCGACAUGGAUAUGUGGUCGGCAAGAAAAUUGCCAAUUCUUGGGCACCGUUUAUUCAUGACUUUGUAUUUCGAGGAUUAGACCUACCUUGGGGCCAAGUUCGACUGGAAUUGGAUGACAUGGGAGAGUUCAUGAAGCUGGUCCACCACCCAGAAUUCUUUGGUAAACGAGAUCCUCAAUCCAGAAACUUUGGAAAAUUCCUCACUGACUCAAAGUGUGAAGGCGCGGCUAUCACAAUGCCAAACAACGUGGCAAUCUUACCCUACCUCGAUGAGAUGACGGACGAAUGCCGAGACAUUGGCGCUUGCAACACUGUUUACUUCCGACAAGACUAA
Messenger RNA from Penicillium brevicompactum, 567 nucleotides. RefSeq lists its product as uncharacterized. The record is from RefSeq and is a predicted model, not a curated record. The transcript is spliced from 3 exons. Gene Ontology annotation, molecular function: shikimate 3-dehydrogenase (NADP+) activity. Lineage: Eukaryota; Fungi; Ascomycota; Eurotiomycetes; Eurotiales; Aspergillaceae. The coding region runs from base 1 to 567 and encodes 188 amino acids. Gene Ontology annotation, biological process: shikimate metabolic process; chorismate biosynthetic process.